CACGCACAAAGCUCGCUCGCCUCGAGCGCACUAACGUGGCCGUUUUCUUUGUGUGGAGCCCUCGAGGGGGGUUGGGGCCCGGGUCCGGUCCGGGGGAGAUGGCGCAGCCCAUCCUGGGCCAUGGGAACUUGCAGCCCGCCUCGGCCGCUGGCCUGGCGUCCCUGGAGCUGGACUCGUCGCUGGACCAGUACGUGCAGAUUCGCAUCUUCAAAAUCAUCGUGAUUGGGGACUCCAACGUGGGCAAGACCUGCCUGACCUUCCGCUUCUGCGGGGGGACCUUCCCGGACAAGACUGAGGCCACCAUCGGCGUGGACUUCAGGGAGAAGACCGUGGAAAUCGAGGGCGAGAAGAUCAAGGUUCAGGUGUGGGACACCGCCGGUCAGGAACGCUUCCGAAAAAGCAUGGUCGAGCAUUACUACCGCAAUGUGCAUGCCGUGGUCUUUGUCUAUGACGUCACCAAGAUGACAUCCUUCACCAACCUCAAAAUGUGGAUCCAAGAAUGCAAUGGGCAUGCCGUGCCUCCACUAGUCCCGAAGGUGCUUGUGGGCAACAAGUGUGACUUGAGGGAACAGAUCCAGGUGCCCUCCAACUUAGCCCUGAAAUUUGCCGAUGCCCACAACAUGCUCUUAUUUGAGACAUCGGCCAAGGACCCCAAAGAGAGCCAGAACGUGGAGUCAAUUUUCAUGUGCCUGGCUUGCCGAUUGAAGGCUCAGAAAUCCCUGCUCUAUCGUGAUGCUGAGAGGCAGCAGGGGAAGGUGCAGAAACUGGAGUUCCCACAGGAAGCUAACAGUAAAACUUCCUGUCCCUGCUGAAACCAAACGGUGUAAAUACAAGAGCAAUUAUCACUGGAGGUUUUUUUCUUUCCCUUUUUUCCGUGCCUGUGUAACACUG
This is a messenger RNA of Balaenoptera ricei (Rice's whale), 891 nucleotides long. RefSeq names its product RAB33A, member RAS oncogene family (gene RAB33A). Gene Ontology annotation, biological process: Rab protein signal transduction. Lineage: Eukaryota; Metazoa; Chordata; Mammalia; Artiodactyla; Balaenopteridae. Gene Ontology annotation, cellular component: Golgi apparatus; endosome. The transcript is spliced from 2 exons. Gene Ontology annotation, molecular function: GTP binding; GTPase activity. The coding region runs from base 99 to 812 and encodes 237 amino acids. The record is from RefSeq and is a predicted model, not a curated record.